Messenger RNA from Microbotryum saponariae, 2489 nucleotides. The record is from the annotation of a GenBank genome assembly. Lineage: Eukaryota; Fungi; Basidiomycota; Microbotryomycetes; Microbotryales; Microbotryaceae.
AUGGCCGACCCAGCCAUCUCCACCCUGGUCGCCCUCCCCUCGCUACAGCCCUUCGUCACGCGCCUUUCGUCGGUACUCUGUUCGGCCGCUCCCCCACCCUGUCUACACAUCCACGCCCCGACCAACUCUCACCUCGUCCUCCCCAUAAUUCACCACAUACUCGACGAACAACGCCUGGUGAUCAAGCAUGCCCCUGCGCAACCUUCGGUGCAGGAGUUGCUCCCUCGAUACGCGAGCGUCGAAUUGAAUCAGCUGCAUUCGACGAGGCAGCUCUUUGAUCGGGUACUGAAUAAGCUUAGUGGGUUCGCUGGGGAGGGUGACGAGGAUGUGUGGGAUGAGAGGGCUAGAGCGGUCGCGUGUUGGGAUGGGAGGGAUCAGGGGUGUGAGGUUGUAAAGGUCGAUGUGGCGGCGUCGAAGAAGAGAAGCAGCGAGGACAAAGCGUCAGCGCGGAGAGGCAACAAGCGCAAGAGGGUCAGCAGGCUUCAAACACAGCAGCAGCAGCAGCAGCAGCAGCAGCAGCAGCAGCAGGAAACAGAAGGCGAAUCGAGUCAAGAUGAAGAAGAAGCCGUGGAAGAGGAAGCGAACGAGGAAUGGGUCAUCCGCUGGAACCGCUCGAAAGCACCCCCUAAAUCUACCAUCGCGCCUAUACACGACACGCUCGAACACUUUUUCGUCUCACUCUCUACCAUAUGUUCACUGGGAAAGGAAGAAGGCUCUCUACCAACACCCAGGAAGCGAUCUCGACCCAAUGCAAGCCGUGACGACGAAAACUCGGAUGCCGAAGAAUUUGCUGCUCUGAACGCCAAAAGGACGAUCGCGACACCGCAUCGCUUCAUCAUCUUGGACAAGGCUGAGAAGCUGUCAGAACUUCCAAGCGCGGGCACGGUAGGAGGUGCACCGAAAGAAACCGGGUUGGGCAUGACCUUCUCGAAUGCGAUGAGGAGGGUUGGCAGUUUGGUAAGAGAUUUUCUCACACAUGUCGCACUACGAUCACAGGUGACUGAACAUGGUAUUGACGACGCUUCGCAGUCCCGACUCCCGAUUUCGACCAUUUUGAUCUCGAGUUUGGCCCCGACCAAGCUGCGAGACUCCAUGGUCGGCAACGUCGAACCCCAGUUGCUCGUCUUCCCCGACUUAGGCCGAGGCAAUUUAGGUCAGACCCGGGCAAGCUCGGCGAGACAAAUGGACCUCCGCUGAUCGAGCUUCUUGUCUUCACUCCAGAUGCGUCGAACAAGAACGCUCCAGGAGAAGGCAUCGUCGCAUUACUCACCGCACGAUUUGCCGCGACCCAGCCCGCUUUCUCACCCAUGACAACCGACGAAACCGUGUCUCUUUUCCGCUCCCUCGUACAAGUGUUAUGGUCAAUCUUCAGCAACACCUACACCGAAGUCAACGAUUUCGCUCAUUUGGCAGCCAAAUUCUGGCCGAGCUGGUUGGAUUGUCUCGAUCAGGGUAGUCGUACGUAGCCGUCUCGUCGAUGGAGGCUUUUCCUGAGGUCAUAAAAGCUGAGCCAGCCGCUUCCGUCCUGUAGUGCCCGUCAAUCCGAAUCGGAUCUCGGCAUUGACCUCCCUUAUGAAAGCUGAGUUUGCACGUGAACACGAGCGACACGGAGCGCCUCGUCAAUCAUCCCACGUGGCAGAAGGACUCGCUUCACCGAAGAAGAAGAACGCCUCGACUCCCACGAAGACGACGAUGCGUGGGUUCAUCGGCUCGAUCCCGGACUUGCCUGCUCGCCCGAACUACCUUCCGAGCCCUUCAUCCUCGGUCGCUUCCCCUAUCUGGCCGGCUGCAUCCACUUCCGCCAGCACUCUUAACGACUCCAUCCCAUCCCCCAGCCUCUUCUCCGCUGCCGCUACAACGACCCCACUCGCUAAACGAGCCAAAGCAAUGAACCUCGCGGCUUCGAGCCCACUCACCUCGGCCGAAGUCGAGACCAAAGCUGAUCAAACUUUGGCCAAUUCGUUACCGUUUGUCGCGAGGAUGUUGAUCCUCGCGAGCUUCUAUGCGGCUUUCAAUCCGCCUAAAAGUGAUGUGAGGGUUUUCGUCAAGGUUGAUGAAGGGAUUGCUCGGAAGGGGAAGAAAGGGAGACAAAUCAAGAAAUUCAGGGUGGGGAAUAGUCCCACAAAGGUGAAGAAAUCCCGAUGGUCGAGCACCAAGAUUGAGACUUCGAGACUGAUGCAUAUCCCCCCCUUGCUAUUCAGGCACACAUCACUUCUUUGGAGUCAGGAGGCAAGGCCUUCCCUCUCGAACGCCUCUUAGCCAUCUUCGAAGCCCUCGUGGACGACCCUGCCAUCUCUUCUACAAUCGACGUGCAGAUGCAAGUAGCGACCUUGAUCAACCUGCGUCUGUUGCAACGCGUCUCGGCGCAGGAUAAAGUCUUGGAUGGGGUCAAGCUGAGGUGUAGAGUCGGGUUUGAGACGGUGGAUAUGUUGGCGAGGAGUUGUGGGAUGAAGGAUUGGAAAACGAGGUUGCAUCAGACCGAAUUCUAG